Molecule: messenger RNA, 981 nt
Organism: Pseudoliparis swirei
Lineage: Eukaryota; Metazoa; Chordata; Actinopteri; Perciformes; Liparidae
Exons: 4
Coding region: 21-662 (213 amino acids)
Biological process (GO): regulation of DNA-templated transcription
Cellular component (GO): cytoplasm; nucleus
Source: RefSeq, a predicted model, not a curated record
UCUCAUCACAAAAGCCCACCAUGAACACCGGAGGACACGAUGGGCCACGGCGGCCCACGCUGCCGCCUCUGUCCAACCGGACCCUGCGCCACCCCUCCUUCCUGCCCGUGUUCAUGGGUGCAGACUCCCGUCUCACCGACUGCAGCAGCCAAACGAUGCUCCCCAUCAUCCCAGCUGAGCUCUUCUACACGGACCCCACCAUGAGCUGCGGGCAGAGGGUCCCCAACGUGGUCAGUGAGCUGCAGGUUUUAGAUUGCUUCCACCUAAACACUCCGACACCCAUCAUGUCCGCCUGCCCAGCUCCACCCACCCGUCCCGACCCGUUCAGAUCAGGACCACACCCCACCAGGGAUCUGGGCAGCCUCACCACGAAAGUAAAUCCGCUCCACCUUCCGGUGCGGCCGACGCGAGUCGUCCUCCAGCUCACCCAGGAGGAGGACCAGGCCGUCACCAAUCUCCUGCAACUGCACCACCAAGAAGAGCCUUUGCAUUGGGGCUCGUCUGAGGGAGGAGUCGCGCCCCUCUGGAACGAUGUGCCGUGUGCAGAAGAGUCCAGGUUGCAGCAGGGACGGCGUUGGUCAGAUACCGAGCUGGAGGCGGCUAACACCCUCCUGAGGGGCUUCAGCCCGAUGGAGAAGGACGCAACCGCCUCAAAUCAGUAGCCACACCUCCUGAGGAUUCAUCUUCAGACACUGAAACCCAACGACUCACGGGAUCAAGCGCCUCUGAGGCGCUUCUUUACUAGCUUUCUUUUUAUGGAAACCAUUAGCUGAGUUCUUUGCACUGGUAGCUCACGUUUUUGACUUGUCUCGACACCAAAACCCCUUAAUGCCUCACUUGAAUCUCCCUUUUUGUAUUGCACGUUUUCCUUUGUAAUUUUCUUACCGUAUAAGUGUUCAAUAAAAAUGAUCAACCGUUGAGCCUCUAUUUUAAAAGACACAUUUUUAAUAAAAUCACGACUACUGCUUUUGAAGGAGAGAA